This is a messenger RNA of Anopheles marshallii, 1635 nucleotides long. RefSeq names its product luciferin 4-monooxygenase-like. Gene Ontology annotation, molecular function: long-chain fatty acid-CoA ligase activity. Gene Ontology annotation, biological process: long-chain fatty acid metabolic process; fatty-acyl-CoA biosynthetic process. The transcript has 3 exons. NCBI's taxonomy places the organism in Eukaryota, Metazoa, Arthropoda, Insecta, Diptera, Culicidae. Bases 1 to 1635 code for a protein of 544 amino acids. The record is from RefSeq and is a predicted model, not a curated record.
AUGCAUACAAAGGAGGAUGACCAGUACGUUCUGUACGGUGGACCCGACCCAACUGACCUGGACCAGUACGGUUCGCUGGGAGAGGUGAUCGUAGAGGAGCUGAAACUGCGCCCGUCAAACAUUGGUUUGAUUGAGCCCGUUACACUAGAAGAGCUUACCUACAGUCAGAUAUUAGAACGAUCGGCACGCCUCGCCCUGGGUCUGUCCAACAUCGGCAUCAAGCGCACAGACAAUGUGGCAAUAUUUAGCCAAAACAGCCUAGAGUACUGCAUCACGAUGUUUGGCAGUAUUUUCGUCGGUGCUCCAUUGGCCCUAUUGAAUCCAGCCUACGUAGAAGGGGAGCUAAAGCACGCGAUUGAACUGGCAAGUCCGAAGCUAAUUUUUGUAUCACCCGAUGUGCUGGAAAAACUGAUGCAGACGCUCCGUGGGAUGGUCGGACCAAAGCCGCGCGUCGUACUGUACGGUGAACAUGCAGCAGCUAGCCAAUAUCCCGAACUGAUACCCUUUACCAGCCUGCUCCACAAUGGUCCAAUCGAUCUGAAAUCCUAUCGACCAGAGCCGGUGAAUAAGGUUGGACAUGUAGCACUGAUCGUCUUAUCGUCUGGCACAACCGGGCUGCCCAAGGGAGUGGAGUUAACGCACCAGAGCAUCAUAGCUACGAUUGCACACUCGAAAGAAUCGGCCAAGAUAGUGGAGCUGCCCGACCAGCUGGUGGCGCUGGCAGUGACACCCUUGUUCCACGUGGUGGCCGGUGUCGGUUUGCUCAAUAUGGUCACGAACAACUGCCGUUGUGUGGUGAUGCCCCGAUUCGAUCCCCACCUGUUUCUCAGCUGCAUCGAGAAGUAUCAGGUUAACCUGAUGACACUCGUGCCUCCGCUGAUGGUGUUUCUAGCCAAACAUCCGAUGGUGGACAACUACAACCUUUCGACGCUCAUGACGCUGUUCUGUGGUGCGGCUCCACUGAGCAAGGAGAUCGAGGAUCAGGUACGGGAACGGCUCGGUGUGGCAUUCAUACGGCAGGGAUACGGCAUGAGCGAAACCACGCUAGGCGUACUGAUGCAGGACGGGUUCGAGAACAAGGCCGGCAGCGUAGGCAAAGUGCGCAUGGGUCAGUGGGUGAAGGUGAUCGAUGCGGAGACGGGUCGCGCCCUGGGACCAAACCAACGUGGUGAGCUCUGCUUGAAGGGUUCGCUAAUAAUGAAGGGGUACGUGGGCAAGGAGCAGGCCAUCGAUGCUGAUGGUUGGUUGCACACCGGUGACAUCGCCUACUACGAUGACGAUCACGAGUUCUUCAUAGUGGAUCGCAUUAAGGAGUUGAUAAAGUACAAGGGUUUCCAGGUACCGCCGGCCGAGUUGGAAGCGAUACUGCUGGAGCAUCCAAAGAUAGGCGAUGCCGCUGUGAUCGGUGUGCCGGACGAACGUGCCGGUGAGUUACCGCUUGCGUUCGUGGUGAAGGAGCACGGUGAACAGUUGUCGGAGCAGGAGGUGAAGGACUUCGUCGCCGGCAAGGUGUCCGAACAGAAGCGCCUGUACGGUGGGGUUCGAUUUAUCGAAGAGAUUCCAAAGACGGCGAGCGGCAAAAUAUUGCGCCGGGAGCUAAGGGACCUGGUGAAGAAUACCAAAUCGAAGUUAUAG